UCCUGGUUGUGGUUGGAUCUGAACAAACCCGGAUACUACUCCCACAGAGAAGACCACGAACAAGAGGACAAUUCAACCUCCUCUUCUGCUCACCUCUCAUUCUGAUCCCCUUCGUCAUUUUCCAUCAUUCCAGUUUCAAUGCUAUGGCUACGCUCGUCGUCUCCCUCCUGUGAUCCUCUUCUUCGUCAACUCUAGGUAGCUUUCCUCCCGCUCUUUUUCUCCCCAACAUGGGCAUUUGGAUUUGCGUCCGAUUCCUUCAAUUUUUCGUCAAUUUCUUAUGCACUCACUCCCCAACUAUACUGUCACUCCGGAUCUAGACUCAGUCCUUCUUAUCAUCAUCCAUCAUGUGAUUGAUUCAUUCAUGUUGUUGUUGGGUGUGUUGGAAGUUCAACUCUUUCUUCGCAGCCAUGGUGUUUAACUCUUUUGCCAAUUUCAUUUAUUCCCUCUCGAUUCGUUGGUCUAGCCCCCAGGGCGGUUCGGUUAUCUCCCCUCCCAAAUCUGCCGCCUUCGCAUUUGCUCACACCGCCCGCAACAAGAAUCUCCUCAGACUCUCGUCGUCUCUCCAGGACUUCUCCUCUUAUAGCCAGGUUGAUAUCGAAGAUCCCAAUAUCGCAACGGUCGCACAUUCCAAGCCUCCUCCUCACUCGCUGCAGAGAGAAGCUGCGGCUGCCUCCAGCUUCUCCAAGGAGAAAUCGCUGCCAGGUGGAGGGGGAGCGGCGUUUUCGCGCAGCAAGUGUGUUCGGGUAUUCUUGUGUCUUUGCUGUGUGCUGUUGGUUGGUUUUUUUGUUUAUUUGGUUUCCAUGUUGGCUUAUUCUUACUGGUUUAGAAGAGAGCCGAAAUACUAUGUUGUGCUUGAUUCCGGGAGUACUGGGACUAGAGUUUAUGUGUAUCAGGCAUAUGCAGACGAUGAUAAAGGAAGCAGUUUUCCGAUUGUGAUGAAGUCGUUGACGGGAGGGGUUCAGAGAAAGCCGAAUGCACGCACCGGGCGAGCUUAUGAUCGGAUGGAAACUGAGCCUGGGCUGGACAAGUUGGUGCACAAUGUUUCAGGAUUGAAGGCUGCAAUAAAACCACUGGUUCAAUGGGCAGAGAAGCAAAUUCCAAGGGAUGCACAUAAGAGGACCUCGCUGUUUUUAUAUGCAACUGCAGGGGUUCGGAGGCUGCCGAGUAAUGAUUCAGGAUGGAUUCUUGAUAAGGCAUGGUCGAUACUCAAGAGUUCGCCUUUCUUGUGCCAAAGAGACGGGGUUAGGACUAUCAGUGGCCUAGAAGAAGCUUACUUUGGCUGGAUAGCCCUUAACCAUAAUAGGGGUAUGUUUGGGGCUGGACCGAGAAAGCCAACAUUUGGUUCCCUUGAUUUGGGUGGUUCGUCACUGCAGGUUACAUUUGAGAGUAAUGAAUAUGUGCAAAAAGACACCAGUUUGAACAUUAGAAUUGGGACUGUGAACCAUCAUCUCACUGCAUAUUCUCUUGCCGGUUAUGGUUUAAAUGAUGCAUUUGACAAGUCUGUGGGCCGUCUCUUCGCUAGGCUUCCAGAAGUCGAUAAGACAGAACUAGUAAAUGGGAAGGGAGAACUUAAGCAUCCGUGCUUGCAGACGGGGUACAAGGAGAAAUAUAUUUGCUCUCAAUGUGUUUCGAAAAUCCAGGAAGAUGGAAGCCCCUUGAUUGCAAAAACGAAUUUGGUCAAAGGAGGAAGGGCAGGGGUUUCUCUGAAGCUCAUUGGUGCUCCAAAUUGGGAGGAGUGUGGUAAGCUAGCAAGAGUUGCUGUUAAUUUAUCAGAAUGGUCCAAUAUAACUCCUGCAAUCGAUUGUGACGUGCAACCUUGUGCUCUUCAAGAUGGUUUGCCCCGACCUUCUGGAAACUUUUAUGCCAUUUCUGGAUUUUUUGUGGUUUACCGGUUUUUUAAUUUGACUUCUGAUUCAUCACUUGAUGAUGUGUUGGAGAAGGGUAGGCUGUUUUGUGAAAGAAGUUGGGAUGCGGCAAAGAAGAGUGUUGCUCCACAGCCUUUCAUUGAACAGUACUGUUUUAGGGCACCAUACAUUGUGUUCUUGCUGAGGGAGGGCUUGCACAUUAUAGACAAUCAAAUCACCAUUGGUUCUGGAAGUAUCACAUGGACACAGGGGGUUGCUCUGCUAGAAGCUGGAAAGACCCUUUCAAUUGGACUGGGGUUUCGCAGUUACGAAAUACUCCAGAUGAAAAUAAAUCCAAUAUUUCUUCUCUUGGUUUUGUUUAUAUCAUUGGUUUUACUCCUUUGUGCAUUAUCAUGCAUUGGCAAUGGGAUGCCAAAAAUUUUCUGGAGGCCGUAUCUCCCGCUGUUUAUGACCAAUAGUGCCUCUUCUGCAUCUGUUAUUCCUUCUCCUUUCCGGUUCCAGCGCUGGAGUCCUAUUAUUUCUGGGGAUGGAAGAGUAAAGGCGCCUCUAAGUCCAACAAUUGCAGGUGGUGUUCAACAAAGACCAUUCGGAUUGGGACAUGGUCUCAACAACAGUGGUGGCAUCCAACUAAUGGAGUCUUCCUUGUACCCAUCAAGUAGCAGUAUAUCCCAUAGUUAUUCGUCAAAUAGCCUGGGCCAGAUGCAAUUCGACAGCAGUAGCAUGGGCUCCUUCUGGACUCCUCACAGAUCUCAGAUGCGUCUUCAAAGCAGGCGAUCACAAUCUCGAGAAGACCUAAAUUCUUCUCUUACUGAGGCACACAUGACAAAAGUUUAAGACAUGGUCAUCUGCAAAUUUUUGAUUGUUUUGCAGGGGAGCUGACUAUUUAACAAGGCUGCAUGUCCAUGGGAUCUGGGGUCAUGGUGACCACCGUGCUUGAAGGAUUGUGGAUUACUUGGUACCAUAAUCACUUUGGACCCCCGGCCCUUACGUUCGAUCAGGGAUGCGUAAUCUGCCAAGCUAUACAUGAGGCAUCUCUGCUCGAGCUCAUCAUUCUGAUCUGAAUCUGCCUGAUGUGAUCAGGAAUCCAACAAUGUUAACUUUCCAACACUAUACGUAUAUGUUUCACAGUAUUAAUUCACAUUAGCAGUCAAUUAACACAAACUUCCUUGUUUUAUCAGUUAGCAAAUGUUAACAUGAUAAAUGAUGAAAGAUGAUUAUAGCAAGGUGUACAAAUAGCCUCUUACAGAUUCAGACGGUGUUCAAAUAAUAUCAAAA
Molecule: messenger RNA, 3140 nt
Organism: Argentina anserina (silverweed cinquefoil)
Lineage: Eukaryota; Viridiplantae; Streptophyta; Magnoliopsida; Rosales; Rosaceae
Product: probable apyrase 7
Exons: 3
Coding region: 408-2699 (763 amino acids)
Molecular function (GO): hydrolase activity
Source: RefSeq, a predicted model, not a curated record